AUGGUUCCGAAAAUUAAUAAUAAAAAUAAAUCCAAUGUUGGUCAAGUCCAACAAAAAUCGGAAAUUAAUCGUAAAAUAAUGGUUCUUGUUCGUGAUGGAACAUCACAAAUCAUGUCGAUUGUCGAUUACAAAAAUGUUUCUCUCGUAAACAAAUCUGCAAAACUUGAAGUUGGUACUGCAAUUACUUGGCAAAAUAGUUCGAAAGAGCGUUUUCGUGGUGUUGUCUUAGCUGUCGGUACCGAAUCUGAAUGUUCGAGUGCAAUGUCUAUCAUCGAAAAAAACAUUACAAAUCAAACAAUUGAAGCAAAUAAAUCUCAACGAAUUCCAUUACAAUCGUCAAUUACUAUUGAAGAAAACAUUGAUGAACAAAAUUCCAUUGACAAGAAACUUGAUGGUGUUAGUGGCCAAUCACUUGAUACUGAUGAUGAAGAAGAACAAGAACGUGAUACAUCAUCAUUUACCACAAACGAUGAAUCACUUGUCAAAUCUAAUUCUUCUGGUAAACGAACUCUUGCACAAAUUGAUUUAAAUUCAAAUGUUAAUCAGAAGAUUAAAAAACCACGUGGUGGAGUAUCAGUUCCAUUUUCCGUAUAUAGUUCGAAGGAGAAAGAAUGCCUUCUAUUACAAGAACGGAUCAAUGUUUAUGAACAAAUAUGGAUGCCACGUCCAUCCAAUCCAUCUGUUAUUCAAUAUUUUAUUGAAAUAGCGAAUAUUUUAGCUGGUAAUUCCAAUGAUGGUGAACAAGAAGAUAAAGAUGAAAUGUUAGAAAAAAUCAAAUUAGAUUUAAAUAUGACCGAAAAUCAACUUAUUAUGUGUCAUGGACCACAUUAUACUAAUACUUCUUCUCAUAUUGAAGAAAACGAAGCAUUAGCUGAUGAAAUUCAAAUGAUAGAAACACAUGAUGUUGAAAUGACGAAUGCGGAAGAAAUAACGAACAAUGAUAAAGUUGAUGUGAAAAGCGAAUCAUCAACUGAUGAUGAAAAUGAAUUAGAUGCAGAAGAUUUUAUGGUUGUCGAUGAAAUGAACACAGAUGAAAGCAUUGCAAAUCGUUUGAGUAGUUUUCAACUCUCUACAGAUGAUGCAGUUGGAAAUAAAAAACCAGUUACUAUGAAAGAUAUUGCUUGUUUAUUAAUUCUUUUCAAAUAUCGUCAUCGACUUUCCAUCCAAUGUAUCUCAGAUUUACUCAAGUUAUUAUUAUUAUUUGGAGUCGAUCAAGCACCUCGUUCUUGGUAUCAACUAAAAAGUUUGCUAAUGAUAAAUGAUCCAACCCUCUCGUAUAUUUUUCCUUGCUCACAAUGUUCUGGUCCAUCUACAGAUUCCAAAAAAUGUUCAUGCUGUGGUUAUCAAUUCUCUUCAACCAGUUGUCAUGAUAGCUUCAUCAUUUCGCCAAUAAAGGAUCAGUUGGACAUUAUACUCAGAAACAAUGCCGAUAUUGACUUCUUUUCGCCAUUCACAAACAAUACACUUCGUGAUAUAAAAGAUGGCAACGUUUAUCAACAGAUAAAAACAGUUUGUACAGAUCCAUUUCUAACAUUAACAAUGAAUAUCGAUGGAGUGGAAGUACGAAAAGGUUUAAAAAGAUCAAUCUGGCCAAUCCUUUUUGUUGUGAACGAACUUCCAUUAAAACAACGUUAUGCUCUUGAAAAUGUCAUUAUUGCUGGUAUUUGGUCAGGAUUGAAAAAACCUUCUCGUCUUCAAAUGAAAUCUAUCAUUACGCCAAUUGUAGAAGAAUUAUUACUUUUUGAGCAAGGAUAUGCUUUUACGGAUUAUACAAAAGAAUCAUUAAAUCAGGAAAAUGUUAUAAAAGUAUUUCUUACCAGUGCCUGUUGCGAUAAGCCUGCACAGGCACUGGUACAGAACUUACCAGAGCCGACAGGGGCAUUUGGCUGUGGGCGGUGCGAACUUGAAGGUGAGAUUUUAAAAUUAUAUCAUCUACUUGACAACUUCUUAUACAAAAAAUAUCCGUAUAUGACAGCUUAUAAAGUAGUUCUAAUGGAAUUAUUUUAA
This is a messenger RNA of Rotaria sp. Silwood2, 2007 nucleotides long. Lineage: Eukaryota; Metazoa; Rotifera; Eurotatoria; Philodinida; Philodinidae. The record is from the annotation of a GenBank genome assembly.